This is a messenger RNA of Nerophis lumbriciformis (worm pipefish), 513 nucleotides long. It is a transcript of the gene ndufa7, whose product is annotated as NADH:ubiquinone oxidoreductase subunit A7. Lineage: Eukaryota; Metazoa; Chordata; Actinopteri; Syngnathiformes; Syngnathidae. The record is from RefSeq and is a predicted model, not a curated record. Gene Ontology annotation, biological process: ATP synthesis coupled electron transport; mitochondrial electron transport, NADH to ubiquinone. Gene Ontology annotation, cellular component: respiratory chain complex I; mitochondrial inner membrane.
CUCCCGCGCCACCAGGUGUCGGCAGCGUGCAGAGAAACUGUCCGCUUGCAGGAGAAGAAGCUGCGUGCCCUUCAUAACAGCAAACAUGGCGACUGCUACUAAAAUUAUUCAAAGAAUUCGGAAUUUUCUAUCAGGGCAUGACCUUCAGAGUAAGCUGCAACUGCGGUAUGAAGAGGUAGCGAAGAGGACGCAGCUCCCGCCUAAACUUCCCGAAGGGCCGAGCCACAAGUUCGCCGGCAACUACUAUUGCACCAGAGACGGGCGCCGAGAGUCCAUGCCGCCUAUGGUUGUCAUGUCCUCCCAGAAGGCGCUAGCUGCUGGCAGCCAAGUUGCGGCUGUACCAACAAAGCAUCCAGUGACUCCUGGAAGCGUGUACAAGGAGCUGGAGAUCUCCACAGACCAGCCAUACCUCUGAGAUGACCGUCAUCAACCCCCCCAAGAGGUCCUGCAGAGCUCUGUUUCCCCUGUCUUGGUUGUAUAUUCAAAAAUUGCAAAUUAAAUGGCUUCUAUGUU